Messenger RNA from Anisakis simplex (herring worm), 2244 nucleotides. NCBI's taxonomy places the organism in Eukaryota, Metazoa, Nematoda, Chromadorea, Rhabditida, Anisakidae. The record is from the annotation of a GenBank genome assembly.
AUGGCCCUAUCGCCGACACUGGAUGACAUAUACGAUGCGUGUGGUCGUUUGGAUGAGGCAAAAGGAGAAAAAAAUGUGGAUGAUUACGCGUUGUUUUUGGAUGGCGCUAAAAAUGGAGAUGCAAAGGUGAAGAAGUUAAGUGCUCAAAUGAUUGUUCGAUAUUGGAAGAAUUUCACAGAACAGCGUAACAUGGCAUUCUAUUCACUGGUUUCUAUAUUGGAAGAUCGUGAUCCUGAGACUCGAAAGGCUGUAAUUCGUGAAUUAUCUCAGUUGGUUAAAACUGGUGAAUUAGUGGAUAAAAUAGCAGAUGUUUUAUCACAGAUGUUACAACAAACUGAUGAUCCGCAAGAAAUGUCAAUUCUCACGAAUACACUCGUUCAGUUCUUGAAAUCGUAUCCUAAAGGUAUUGUUAUAAGAUUCAACGUCUUUGUUGAUUUAUCGGGUAGAAGUGAUGGUGGUGAGGGUCAUAUUGAUAAAGAGAAAAAAGAAUCAAUAUUCAAUAGUUGUGAGCGUAAUUUAGAUGUACUAUCAGCAAUAUUCGUAAAUAUAACAAAAUCAGAAGAUGAAGCGAUACGAAUUCGUUUAUUGAAAUUUAUCAAUGAACAUUUACGUGAUGUGGCUGCAAAACAACUCUCGGCUGAACUGCGAACUCUAAUUGAAGAGCAGUUUCGCGAGAUAAUGAAAGAUGUAACAGCAGCCGAAUUCGACUUGAUUUUCAAUUUAAUGCGUUCAAUGAAUACAUACGAAUCGGUCCAGGGUCGUAUUUUCCUGUACAAAAUGGUUGUUGAGCAGAUCGCUAUUGAGCAACCCUUUCCGGCACAAGAUGUUCAACGUUUCGAUCAAAUUCUCUACUUUGUUGAACGAGCACAAACCCUUCUUUCAGCAAAUUGUCGUAGUACAGACUUGAUGAAUUAUUUGGUAUCGAAGGGUAUACCAGCGUUACAAUCUGAAUUAACAGUAAAAACAACGGCCACAGCACCCGUAGCAACAUCAUUAAAGAAUCGCUUACUACGUGCAAUCGCUCAGUUGGCGCCAUAUGCUGGAACGUUGAGUGAAGAACGUGUAACAGCUAUUUUUGAAUAUCUUUUGAAUUUGAUACCUCCGUUGCCAUCGGAGAUUUUGGAGACAAAUGUGGAUGGGAAUGGUACAGAAGAGGAAGAAGUUGAGUCACGUUUGAAAUUGAGUGAAUUGGAAGCAGUUGGAUUGGCUAUUUAUACGUUAUUCAAAAAGAAUCGAAAUAUUUUCAAUUCAUUACUGGAGCAAAAAGAACAAUUCUCGAAUUGGCCGAAAAGGAUUAUCUACCUGGCAGGUCUUUUACAAAACUAUAUAACGAGUGCAAACAACGAAUUGAAGCAGUUGUGUGAUGUUCACGCAGGGCAAUGUGAUCGGGUGAAAAUUGAUUUCUUGGAAAGUGCACUCAAAAUGGCUUGGAAUGUGUUGAAGAUUUGUAAGGAUUUAGCACAUCCGAAGCCAACAUUUCAAUUAACAAUUCAACCAAGUUGGAACAAAUGUGCUACCACUGCAGUUGCUAGCAGUCGUUCGAAGUUAUCAUUCACACAGAAAUCUGUCGAGCACGCUUCAUCGGGCAACAACAACAGUAAUAUUUCAUCAGCAUCCACAUCAACAAAACGUAGAAUAACGAUGAAUGAUGGCAAUGAUGAAGUAAAGGACAAGAAAGAACGAUUCUCAGAGAAUUAUUACGUUCCACCCGGUGGCAAGUACAGUGGAUCAGUUAGUGGAUUCAACAAGCGCGGUGUCUGGCGUGCUAAUUGGUCAAGAUUUCGUGGUGGGGGUAGUGCUCGUGCAAGAGGCUUGAGCAGUGGUCGAUUUAGGAGGUUUGUAGCACCCAACGUUGAUGAUAAAAGUAUUAUGAGUCGUCAGGCUUUCGAGAUUGCUGGAGCGCAAGUGGAUAAGAUAGGUAAGAGUAACAAAUGGCCGAGCAAUGAAUCCAAUGUGAAUACAAUGAUUGAUGGACGUUAUCCAAUUCAUUAUGCAGCUGAUUAUGGACAGAUCGAAAUAAUGCAGUAUUUGUUGAGUAAAGGUGCUGAUGUGAAUGUGACAGAUGUGCAUGGAAUAACGGCAUUGUUAGCUGCUGUCUUCGAGGGACAUAAGCAAAUCGUGUGCCUUCUUCUUUCGAAGGGUGCACGUCGUGACGAUAAAGCACCAGAUGGCCGUUGUAUAGCGGAAUGUACGAAUGAAGAAGAUAUUAAGCAAAUGCUAGCAGUUGAAAAUUAUUGUGCUUAA